AUGGCCGCUUGUAUCUUCUGCAGAAUCAUCAAGGGUGAAAUCCCUUCCUUCAAGCUCUUCGAGAACGACAAGGUCUUCGCCUUCCUCGACAUCCAGCCCCUCAGUCGCGGACAUGCUCUCGUAAUCCCCAAGUACCACGGCGCAAAGCUCACCGACAUCCCCGACGACCAUCUCACAGAGAUCCUGCCCGUUGCCAAGAAGAUUGCCCAAGCAACCGGCGCGACCGACUUCAAUGUCCUUCAGAACAACGGCCGCAUAGCGCACCAGGUUGUUGAUCAUGUUCACUUCCACAUGAUUCCCAAGCCCAACGAGAAGGAAGGUCUCGGCAUCGGAUGGCCUGCUCAGGAGUCAGACAUGGAGAAGCUCAAAGAGUACUACGAGUCUGUUAAGUCAAAGAUGUGA
Molecule: messenger RNA, 402 nt
Organism: Aspergillus mulundensis
Lineage: Eukaryota; Fungi; Ascomycota; Eurotiomycetes; Eurotiales; Aspergillaceae
Product: HIT family protein
Exons: 6
Coding region: 1-402 (133 amino acids)
Biological process (GO): nucleotide metabolic process
Molecular function (GO): catalytic activity
Source: RefSeq, a predicted model, not a curated record